GCUAUAUAUAUGUGAAGUUCAAGGCGCAACACUCAUUGCAAGUCAAAACCUCGCACAAGCAGCACGGACUUUCACCGGUGAUUAGCUCGCAAGAUAUAUAAGUGUUGAGUGUAACAGUGAAACAAACAUACAAGCAUGCAUCAGAAAAUAACCGGGUGGGCAUUUUUGGCCCUUAUUAGUUCAUCAGCUAUUCUUCACACGCUCGCAUAUCCUCAACAUGCGCCGCUCAUCUCACAGGCCACGAGUAAUGUAAGGACACAAAAUCCACAAUAUUACAGUAAUACAUUGCCGGUUCCACAACGGGAACAAAUAGCCCAAGAGCGUAAAUUUGCCGAAAAACCUAACGCAUUGAAGAAAGUAGCGCUCGACGAUUUGGAUGAAAUUCAAAAUAAUUCAAUUUCCGAAGGCGGUUUCUCAUGGACAAAUAUGCUAGUAAAAUCUUCAGGUAUGAUAAUGCAAAUGAUCUUCAACCCUGGUGGCAAUGGAUUGACCGGCCCAAACAAGAGUGACAACUUAGACACCGAUUCUGGCUCUACCUCUCCUUGGGCUAACCUCAUCACUAUGGGUUUCAAGAUUCUGACUGCCAUCCUUGGAGGAGGCGCUUCAAACGAUGGCAUAGACAAAGUUGACAACGGUUCCUCCCCAAUGCAGAGUAUAUUGGCCGCGGUUCUGUCGACGGUGCUCGGUGCAAAAGAUCCCGACCAAGUAGCCUCCAUGGCAAAGCAGGCUGGAGAGUUCAUUAAUAUCGUAGUGAAUCUCUUGGACGCUCUUAAAACAUCCUUCUCUCACCGUUCAUUGACCGCUAGGUCAAUGGGCCGCAAGGACUCUGUAAGUGACGCAGCCAUAGCUGGCAUUGCAAUGCUGAAGACGUACGUCAGAUCCUUUGGAACGAAUGACGACAAAUGCCUUCAAAAAUACAUAUGCGACGCAAAUAGCGAAUGUUCCGCAGAUAUCGGUCCAAAGAGCGUUUUCUGUCAAUUGGGAACCUAUGCCGCAAGCUUCGUAAUGGAGAGGCAAUCCGGAGGAACGUUCAACCAAUUCUUCGAGGCCGGCCGUCGCGGAAGGUCAGGCAUCGACUGCCGCCAACUUUAUCUCGAGUGCAACGAGGUUUAAAUAGAUUGACAAAAACAAAUAACAAACAAACCGCCAAAAACAACACAACGACCGCUGUUACUAUGACAGCAGUUAAUUCUAUGCUUCCAUCUGCUUCCACAUUUUUUUUUUCCAAAUCUAAAGCUAGUGACAUUCUUUAAAGUUACUUAACAGUUAUUCCUAUCAUCAACUUUGCUUUGUAACAGUGAUCACCCCCACAACGUGUAGGAGUAGAGAUAGGGUGUAAUUUAUUUAAAUUAUUUAUUUAUUUUAACUUAUAUUAGAAGUAAAUAACAAAGGUUAUAAAACACGACAAACAUUUAGAACAUGCUCAAGUAAUGUUAAUAUCAUUUGAACAUCCUUUUAAAUAGUUAUAAACAAAUUGGCAAUGGAUUUAUUUUGUGAUUCCGCCAAUGUUUUUAUGAUGACUGAUGUAAAUUUGGGUGAUAUAAAAUAAUUUAUCACCAGUUAGUUAGUAAUUAAAUGUAUAUUUUGUGAUGGAGUGAAUGAGGACGUCCUUGUAUGAUUGUGAUUAUGAAAUAAAAUCUUUCAAUAAA
Molecule: messenger RNA, 1649 nt
Organism: Danaus plexippus (monarch butterfly)
Lineage: Eukaryota; Metazoa; Arthropoda; Insecta; Lepidoptera; Nymphalidae
Exons: 7
Coding region: 136-1113 (325 amino acids)
Source: RefSeq, a predicted model, not a curated record